Messenger RNA from Ilex paraguariensis (yerba mate), 402 nucleotides. NCBI's taxonomy places the organism in Eukaryota, Viridiplantae, Streptophyta, Magnoliopsida, Aquifoliales, Aquifoliaceae. The record is from the annotation of a GenBank genome assembly.
AUGAACUUCAUUACCAUGUAUGCUAAGUCUGAGUCCAUGAAAGACUCAAGGAAAGUUUUUGGGGAGCUCGACCAGAGAGAGAUUGUAUCGUGGAAUGCUUUGAUAUCAGGGUAUGCUCAAAAUGGAAUGUCUCAAGAAGCGUUGCAGUCAUUUUUGUCAGCAAUUAUGGAAUCACAGCCUGACCAAUACACAUUUGGCAGUGUCUUGAAUGCAGUUGGAGCGGCUGAGUCUAUUUCUUUAAGGCAUGGCCAGCAGUGCCAUUCUUAUUUAAUAAAGCUUGGAAUGAGCACUGACCCCAUUGUUUCAGGCGCUCUCCUUGACAUGUAUGCAAAUCGUGGGUCCGUGGGAGCAUUUGUGAAUCUGAGAGAGUUUUCGGUGAGAUAUCAGAAAGAAGCCAGGUAG